Rhea pennata is the source of this 3101-nucleotide messenger RNA. Its product is annotated as 24-hydroxycholesterol 7-alpha-hydroxylase. The record is from RefSeq and is a predicted model, not a curated record. Bases 55 to 1365 code for a protein of 436 amino acids. NCBI's taxonomy places the organism in Eukaryota, Metazoa, Chordata, Aves, Rheiformes, Rheidae. Gene Ontology annotation, molecular function: iron ion binding; heme binding; oxysterol 7-alpha-hydroxylase activity. The transcript is spliced from 12 exons. Gene Ontology annotation, biological process: bile acid biosynthetic process; cholesterol homeostasis.
GCUGGGUGCUGCAGCAGCCAGAGUAGCUGCUGCAGCAGGCAGCAAAGAGGCAAAAUGGCUCUUGCUCUCCUGUUGGCUGCGAUCCUGGGACUUCUUCUUGUCAAGUCUGUUUUACUUCAGCUGAGAAACCCGAGCUCGCCUCCUUGCAUCGGGAGCUGGAUCCCUUGGUUUGGAGCUGCGUUCCAGUUCGGGAAAGCUCCGCUGGAGUUUAUAGAGCAAGCCAGAAGCAAGUAUGGGCCCAUAUUCACAAUAUUUGCUCUGGGAAAACGAUUUACUUUUGUGACCGACGAAGAAGGGGCUGAAGUAUUUUUUACAUCUAAAGACUUAAAUUUUGAGCAGGCAGUACAACAAGCUGUCCAGAAUGCAGUUUCUGUUCCUGCAGAAGCCUUUUAUCAGAAUCACGGUAACCUGUACACCAUGAUGAAGGGGAAAAUGGGUCCUUCUAACCUGCACCUGUUCACAGACACUCUGUGUAAGGAACUGCAUGAGCACAUGGGACACCUGGGCACCAAGGGAACAGAUGAUCUCAAUGACCUGGUAAGGCAUGUCAUGUACCCAGCAGUGGUGAAUACUCUGUUUGGAAAAGGUGUCUGCCCAACGAGCCAGAGUGAAAUCAAGGAGUUUGAAGAGCAUUUUCAGAAGUACGAUGAGGACUUUGAAUAUGCCUCUCAGAUGCCCGAGUGCUUCCUGAGAAACUGGUCUAAAUCAAAAAAAUGGCUUCUAAAAUUAUUUGAGAAAGUGGUGUUGGAUGCUGAAAAGACCAACCCUUCAGAGACCACGUCCAAGACGCUACUGCAACAUCUUCUGGAUAACUUACAGGGAAGACAUCUGGCUCCCAAAUAUGGUCUCUUAAUGCUCUGGGCUUCCCAAGCAAAUGCUGUCCCUAUUGCAUUUUGGACCCUUGUUUUCGUCCUGUCCUGUCCUUCCAUUUACAAGAAAAUCAUGGAAGACCUGGCUUCUGUUUUUGGCAAAGCAGGUAGAGAUAAAAUAGAAGUCUCUGGAGAUGACCUUAAGAAGCUCUCUUUUAUUAAAUGGUGCACUUUGGAAGCCAUACGGCUGAGGUCACCAGGAGCAAUCACCAAGAGAGUAGUAAAUCCAAUAAAAAUUCAGAAUUUCACCAUCCCUGCAGGUGACAUGCUGAUGUUGUCUCCAUAUUGGUUGCACAGGAAUCCAAAAUAUUUUCCUGACCCAGAAGUGUUCAAACCUUUUCUUCCCACAGGAUCGUUGGAAAGAGGCAAAUUUAGAGAAGAAUGCUUUCUUGGACAGCUUUGUGGCAUUCGGAGGAGGGAAGCAUCAAUGUCCAGGAAGGUGGUUUGCUAUCAUGGAAAUCCAGUUGUUUAUUGUGCUGUUCCUAUACAAAUAUGAAUUUGUUCUUUUGGAUUCAGUACCAAAGGAGAGCCCUUUACAUUUGGUGGGGACACAGCAACCCAUGGCACCGUUCCGGGUCCAGUAUAAGUACCGGGAAUGAAAACUGACCAGCACUGACUUGCCUUCCUUUACCGGCCACCAUCAGACGAACGGGCCACUGAGCUGCUUCCCUUUGGAAUAUCCUACAUGUUCAAAUAUAUUAUCAUAGUUAAGAGUUAAGAACUGUUACAUAGUUAAGAAAGGUCUUAACUUCAAGUGCCGUACAUACUCUGUGUUGUGGUUGCUACGCCGGAGUAGUGGUAUCUCUGCUUCUCAUCCUGAUUGCCUACCUCCUAGUAUUUAAAAGUCAAACUGUCUUGCUGCGUUUGUAAUUUGUGGGCCAAAUUAUUUGCAGCCUUUGCAAGUCUAACUGGUAUACUAAACUCACCAACCAGAUACUCAGGACAAAAGUCUUCUCUGCAUGGAAAUCCUUUGUGGAAGUUGGGCUAGAACCCUUGGAAAAACAGGUCCCUUGGGCCAAGCCUCUGCUUCCUGCAAGUCCCUUUGUACAAAGGCCAAAGUCCUGCCUUUUGGUAGGAGACAGGAAUGGUAACACCGUCUGGCUUCCUAGGGCCAGUGUGCACAAAAUAUAGGACAAUGCUGAGUCGAGACCUCUGGAUCUCAGUCACAUGAACUAGCAUCAUUUAUAUAUCAUGGUAUAGCUAGGGACGGAUCUGGCCUGCUCUGCCUAAAAUGGGAGCCAACUGAUCACAAAUAAAAUGCAAUUGUAGGUGAAGACUUGCCAGCAUGGGAAACAGGUGGGUUCUUGUCCUACUGGAGCACCUGAAAUUUCCAUCGCACUUCGGUCCUUGCAUGAAUAAGCAAUGAAAGGUUGAUCCCAGUGUUUGGCUUCUAAUGAAUACUGACUGCAAGAAAAGCCAUUGUUAUUUGUUGAAUUAUUUGUGGAAGUUCUAGAACAUUUUUGCUUUUCUUCUAACAUGACUUAUAGAACAACUUGCACAAAUCUAAAAAUAUUUAAUCUUAUAAAGAGUGUCUAGUAAAAGUUGUUCAAGGAAGCUGUCAAAUAAGUUCAGAUACCAACACUUUAACUGCUGUCAGAUUUCAUAUACUAUAAUAGCUGGCAUAUAUUUUUAGUCUUUUAAGUAAAGAUUACUCAUCAUUUUAGAAGUAUUUUAAAAAAUAGCACAUAUGGACUUUUAACAACAGUAAAAACUAUGGGAAUAACAUCCAUAGGAAAAUAACAAAUUGUUUAAUGCAUAAAUUGUUUGACUUACAUCAGUCAUGUAUAUGACAAUUUUACAAACUUUAAAGGAUUUGUCCAACUUCUAAUUUAGGUCAUAAUGGUUAACUUGGCAGGAGUUCCAAGCUUAACUGCUAUUUCAGAAUCUUUUCAGAAACUGAAAACUAGUCCCUUUUUUUCCACGUGUGAUCAUUACUCAAAAGCAUAUUUUUUAUUUUUAAAAAAAUUUGGAAAUGUCCACAAUAUCUAGUCAGAUAUCUUGUAAAUCUGUAAAAAUAAAAAAAAUAUGUUCCGGUAGGCAUUUCUUUUUAAUCCUGUGUUUUUUUUUCCCCCCUCCAAGAGAGAUACCUAAGUCGAGCAAAAUUCUGAAACGGCAAGCUUGACCUUAAAGUACAAGAUGCCUAAAGGGCAGCAUCAUUGCAUUUUAUUCAAUUUUUAUUGCAGCAUUUUAUUCAUGCAUUGGUUAGAAUGAAUAAAAAAGCAUUUGAAACCA